Messenger RNA from Fusarium poae, 240 nucleotides. RefSeq lists its product as uncharacterized. The transcript has 3 exons. The coding region runs from base 1 to 240 and encodes 79 amino acids. The record is from RefSeq and is a predicted model, not a curated record. Lineage: Eukaryota; Fungi; Ascomycota; Sordariomycetes; Hypocreales; Nectriaceae.
AUGAGUAUCACCAAACUCUUGGCUGCCGCCUUCUUCGUGUCAUUUGUUGAAGCUGUUCCGGCUCAGAAGCCUUGUCGAGUCUCCUACUUCAGGCAUGGCUUGACAAGCCUGAUUGACCAGGAGUUCCAGUACCUCGGCAAGCCAGGCCAUUUUGUCCGUUUUCUCAAAAACGAAACCAUCAACCAAGUAUACCAAGAAAGCACAACAACUGGUCUCUUUGGGAUGUGGACUCGUGUAUAG